AUGCCUGCUCCCGUAGGUAACCCGCAGACCCUUUACGACAAGGUUCUGUCGGCGCACAUUGUCGACGAGAAGCUCGAUGGCACAAUCCUCCUGUACAUUGACCGACACCUGGUCCACGAGGUGACAUCACCUCAAGCUUUCGAGGGCCUCAAGAAUGCUGGCCGAAAGGUCCGACGACCAGACUGCACUCUGGCCACAACUGAUCACAAUGUCCCCACCACUUCCCGCAAGGGCUUGAAGGACAUCGGCUCCUUCAUUGAGGAGGACGACUCCCGAACGCAAUGUGUUACCCUCGAGGAGAACGUCAAGGACUUUGGUCUCACAUACUUUGGUCUUGGUGACAAGCGACAAGGCAUUGUCCAUGUCAUUGGCCCCGAGCAGGGAUUCACUCUGCCUGCUACGACCGUGGUCUGCGGUGACAGCCACACCUCUACACACGGUGCCUUCGGCGCCCUCGCUUUCGGUAUCGGUACUAGUGAGGUCGAGCACGUCUUGGCCACCCAGUGCCUGAUCACCAAGCGUAGCAAGAACAUGAGGAUACAGAUCGACGGCGAGUUGUCCCCCGGUGUCGGCUCUAAGGACGUUGUCCUCCAUGCCAUUGGCCUCAUCGGUACCGCCGGUGGUACUGGAGCUGUCAUUGAGUUCUGUGGCUCUGUCAUCCGAAGCCUCAGCAUGGAGGCCCGUAUGUCCAUCUGCAACAUGUCAAUUGAGGGUGGUGCGCGUUCUGGUAUGGUCGCCCCUGAUGAGAUCACCUUCGAGUACCUCAAGGGUCGACCUCUGGCCCCCAAGUACGGCUCCGCUGCCUGGGAUAAGGCCACCGCCUACUGGAAGUCUCUUCAGUCCGACCCUGGUGCCAAGUACGAUAUCGAUGUCUUCAUUGACGCCAAGGACAUCAUCCCCACUGUCACCUGGGGAACCAGCCCCGAGGAUGUCAUCCCCAUCACCGGCACUGUCCCCGACCCGGAGACCUUCUCCACCGAGGCCAAGAAGGCCAGUGGCCGCCGAAUGCUUGAGUACAUGGGCCUCACUGCUGGUACCCCUAUGGAGGAUAUCGAAGUUGACAAGGUCUUCAUUGGCUCCUGCACCAACUCCCGAAUUGAGGACUUGCGCGCUGCCGCCAACGUCGUCAAGGGACGAAAGAUCGCCGCCAACAUUAAACGUGCUCUGGUGGUCCCUGGUUCCGGGCUGGUCAAGAAGCAGGCCGAGGACGAGGGUCUCGAUCAAAUUUUCCUCGAUGCUGGUUUCGAGUGGCGAGAGGCUGGAUGCAGCAUGUGUCUGGGCAUGAACCCCGAUAUUCUGGCUGCCAAGGAGCGAUGCGCCAGCACUUCCAACCGAAACUUCGAGGGUCGCCAGGGUGCCGGCUCUCGAACUCACUUGAUGUCUCCCGUUAUGGCUGCUGCCGCGGGCAUUAUUGGCAAGCUAUCCGAUGUGCGUAAGCUGUCUCACUACACCCACGACUCCACCUUCAAGGCCCGCGAGAUGCCCACCGAGGAGCCUCACGUCGAUGAGCGAACCAAGGACGAUUCAGAGGAGCGGGAGAUCAUUGGCGACCAACCCCAGGACCUCCUCCCCCACACCAACACUCUGGCCGUUAGCGAUUCGGCUGGUCUGCCCAAGUUCACCAUCUGGAAGGGCACUGCUGCUCCCCUGGACAUGUCCAACGUCGACACCGACGCCAUCAUCCCCAAACAGUUCCUCAAGACCAUCAAACGAACUGGUCUCGGCGUUGCUGCUUUCCACGCCCUCCGUUACAAUGCCGACGGCUCGGAGAACAAGGAUUUCGUCUUGAACAAGGAGCCUUAUCGCAAGACCAAGAUCCUUAUUUGCACUGGUCCUAACUUUGGUUGCGGUAGCUCCCGAGAGCACGCCCCUUGGGCUCUCCUUGACUUCGGUAUCAAGGUCAUCAUUGCUCCCUCGUUUGCCGAUAUCUUUUUCAACAACACUUUCAAGAACGGCAUGUUGCCCAUCAAGAUCGACAGCAAGGCCGACAUUGACGCCAUCGCUGCCGAGGCUCGUGCUUUCCGGGACGUCGAGAUCGACCUCCCCAACCAGCUCAUCAAGAACGCCGCUGGCGAGACCAUUUGCGCCUUCGAGGUGGAGGAGUUCCGAAAACACUGCCUGAUUAACGGUCUGGACGACAUCGGCCUGACCAUGCAGCAGGAGGACAAGAUUACCGAGUUCGAGAAGCGUAUGACUGCCGAGACCCCCUGGCUGGACGGCACCGGCUACCUGAAGCGCCCCGGCCAGGGCGGCAAGCUUGCUGUCAAGGCUGUUCCCGUUCCCAAGACGAAUCGCGGCGCGGAGAAGACCGAGCCUCUGGACUGGUAA
Ilyonectria robusta is the source of this 2328-nucleotide messenger RNA. Its product is annotated as aconitase family-domain-containing protein. Gene Ontology annotation, biological process: L-leucine biosynthetic process. The transcript has 4 exons. Gene Ontology annotation, cellular component: 3-isopropylmalate dehydratase complex. Lineage: Eukaryota; Fungi; Ascomycota; Sordariomycetes; Hypocreales; Nectriaceae. Bases 1 to 2328 code for a protein of 775 amino acids. Gene Ontology annotation, molecular function: 3-isopropylmalate dehydratase activity; 4 iron, 4 sulfur cluster binding. The record is from RefSeq and is a predicted model, not a curated record.